GCAGCAGGCUUUGUAGAGAUGACAACCUGAAAGCCAGUGCUGAACUGUGUUGUGGAGACUAAAGGGGACGCCUUUUUGGUUAUUACUGAAGUUACACCAUCGCCUCUAAGGUGAAAAUCCAUUGCUUUGGAGGAAUAAUGAACUGCAGGAGCGCAUGCUGUAACCACUGGUCUUCUGAGGAGAGGUUAGAUGGGAAAACAGUGAUCAUCACUGGAGCCAACACUGGCAUCGGCAAGGAAACAGCCAGAGAUCUUGCAAAAAGAGGUGCACGCAUCAUUAUGGCAUGCAGAGACGUGGAGAGGGCGGAGGAUGCACGUACCGACAUUUUGGAGGAGACAGGAAAUGAGAACAUCAUUAUCAGGAAACUGGAUCUGUCUGAUAAAAAGUCCAUCAGAGCGUUCGCUCAGCUCAUAAACAAAGAAGAGCAGCAAGUGAAUAUCCUGAUAAACAAUGCAGGCAUUAUGAUGUGCCCUUAUUCUAAGACAGUCGAUGGCUUUGAAAUGCAGUUGGGAGUCAAUCAUCUGGCUCCUGCACGCAUUGUCAUUGUGGCCUCGGUGGCCCACACUUGGACUGGGCUACGACUCGAUGACAUUAACAGUGAAAGGAGUUAUGAUGCUAUGAAGGCUUAUGGGCAAAGCAAACUGGCUAAUGUCCUGUUUGCACGCUCUCUUGCCAAGCGGCUACAAGGAACUGGUGUCAGUGUUUUUUCUCUGCACCCUGGUGUGGUCCAGUCCGACCUGUGGCGGCACCAGCACCAAUGCAUACAAAUAGCAGUGAAGAUCUUUAGGAUCUUUACCAAGACAACAGUGGAGGGAGCUCAAACCACUAUCUUUUGUGCUGUGGAACCAGGCCUGGAGAGCCUGAGUGGAACCUAUUUCAGUGACUGUGCGCCUGCACGCUGCUCAAGGGCUGCUGCUGAUGACGACUUGGCCCAGAGGCUGUGGGAGAUGAGCUGCAACAUGCUCGACAUCACCUGGGAGUGAAAAGCAGCAAAUUAACUAAAAGCUGUGUGUUUCUUGUUUUUUUUUUUUUUUUUAAAGCACUGUUAUGCACUUUUAUCCAAUAUUAGGCCAGUUUUGUACAAAUGAUGGAUUUAGUGAGUGAAUUUCAGUGAAAAGCAAGGAAGACAGCUUCAAAUUCUACUUUAUUUUAUAUAGAAAAAAAUCAUAUGUUGAAAUU
This is a messenger RNA of Cyprinodon variegatus (sheepshead minnow), 1179 nucleotides long. RefSeq names its product retinol dehydrogenase 12-like. The transcript is spliced from 7 exons. NCBI's taxonomy places the organism in Eukaryota, Metazoa, Chordata, Actinopteri, Cyprinodontiformes, Cyprinodontidae. Bases 138 to 983 code for a protein of 281 amino acids. The record is from RefSeq and is a predicted model, not a curated record.